UAUAAUGAUGUGCAUGUCGACAUCACUCAGGAAGAGUGGGCAUUGAUGGAUCCUUCACAGAGGAAUCUCUACAAAGGUGUGAUGCUGGAGACCUAUAUGAACCUCACUGCUAUAGGCUACAACUGGGAAAAUCUUGAAGUUGAAGAACGUUGUCAAAGUUCUCAAAAACAUGGAAGGCAUGAAAGAAGUCAUACUAGAGAAAAAUCAUAUGAAUAUAUUGAGUGUGGGAAAGCCUUUGAAUGUCAUAGUCAUCCUCAAAAGCAUAAAAAAUCACAUACUGGAGAGAAACACUAUAAAUGUAAUCAAUGUGGUAAAGCCUGUGCUCAACACAGUGCUCUUCAACUGCAUGAAAGAACACAUACUGGAGAGAAACUCUAUGAAUGUAAUCAGUGUGGUAAAGCCUUUGUUCGUCACAAUGACCUUCAAGUACAUAAAAGAACACAUACUGGAGAGAAACCUUAUGAAUGUAAAGAAUGUGGUAAAGCUUUUGUACAAUUCGGUCAUCUUCAAGUACAUAAAAGAACACAUACUGGAGAGAAA
Peromyscus eremicus (cactus mouse) is the source of this 540-nucleotide messenger RNA. Its product is annotated as zinc finger protein 431-like. The transcript has 4 exons. The annotation marks the transcript as partial. Gene Ontology annotation, biological process: regulation of DNA-templated transcription. The record is from RefSeq and is a predicted model, not a curated record. Lineage: Eukaryota; Metazoa; Chordata; Mammalia; Rodentia; Cricetidae.